GAGAGAUAUGCUGGAGGAGCAGCCAGUUUUAUUCAGAAAGAGCCCUUCGAGAAGGCGCAUGUUGAGGCCUGGGGUCGGUACCGAUGACAGGGGUUGGACCUCACUUCAUGUUUGCGCUCGGAAAGGUGAACUCAAAGUGGUAAGAAAACUUCUUGACGAAGGAAUGGAUGUCAAUGUGACUGCAUGGGGCCCUAAAUCCAAAGGGGUGACCCCUCUCCACCUUGCUGCUGAAGGUGGUCACCUUGGUGUGAUGGAUGAACUGCUUGAGCGUGGUGCCAACAUUGAUGCAAGAACUAAGGGUGCUUGUGGUUGGACACCGCUCCACAUUGCAGCCAAAGAGAGGAGGAGGGAGGCGGUGAAAUUCUUGAUAGAGAAUGGAGCAUUCUUGCCACCUGAUAUCAAUGAUAGCAGAUUUAAUCCUCCGCUUCAUUACUGCCCCGGACUUGAAUGGGCCUAUGAGGAGUUGAAGCGACUUCGACAUGCAGACUUAUCUGCGGGGUAGACAUCUUACAGCUCUGAAAGUUAAUUUGCCUUUCAGGGAUUUGGUUGAUGUUCGGAUUUGUCUUGUGUGAAUAAAUGUAGAAUUGGACUAAGCAACGUACUACGCAUGAUUUCCUUAAUGUAUGGGUUGUGUUACAAUGUUAAUAUUUUGGAUGCUCCUCUUAUGGGAAAAAAAAAUGAUAUAAGGUUGUUAAUGUGAUAUGUUGUGCGUUUGUUGAUAUAGUCCUGUCCUUUAUGCAUUGUGUGUGCACACAAUGCUUUGUUCGAGUUCAAAGCCAGCUGUGAAAGUAUCACUAUUGUUAUG
Molecule: messenger RNA, 805 nt
Organism: Gastrolobium bilobum
Lineage: Eukaryota; Viridiplantae; Streptophyta; Magnoliopsida; Fabales; Fabaceae
Product: phytochrome-interacting ankyrin-repeat protein 1-like
Exons: 3
Coding region: 8-502 (164 amino acids)
Molecular function (GO): protein binding
Source: RefSeq, a predicted model, not a curated record